AUGGCUCCAACGCACGUUCAUUUGUUACUAAAUCAGCUACCGGAAUAUUUCGAUGGCUCGGUGUCGAUGGACCACAUUGACGCGAUGUUCGAUGUGGUGGAAAACGGAGAAUCUGUGUCUGAAGCUUCCAAGCCGGAUCUGUGUAACAUUCCCAUGGUGAAGCGCGCAAUACACGAUUCAGCGUUGCUUGAUUUGAUGCGCGAUAUGAUUCGAGAGGUGGAAAAUAUUCGCCGCACUGCCGGCUUAUACGAUCAGUAUGAUAAUUGGCAAUAUUUAUCGAAAAAGUUGAACAUUGAACAUUUCCUGUGCUUCAUCUACGCAAUGAUUUGUCUCGCAGAGCUGCACCCAACGAAUGUGACCCAUCGGAACCUUGCCAUUUGCUCGGCAAGAUUGUACAUCGUUUUGUUAAGCACACCGGGACAGAAGCAAACGACGGUGUUCGAUGAACUCGUUUUUGCUAAAUGUUUAGACGUGUUUAAGCUAAUCAAUCGACUGUACGACCCCGGUAAGCCGGAUGCCGGAUCUCAUGGUAGAAUGAAGUCAGCGAACGACGUCAGUCGUCUUAUGGUAGAUUACAUAUCCAUCCUGGAAGAUUUGCAACUUUUACUUCGUUGCAUGACAUUGAAGAACUGUGAAUCUUCAAAGCACAAAUUGGUAGAAUCUUUCAAGCAACUGCUUAUCUAUUGCAUAAAGCAUGCACAAAACCGCCCAGAUGCGGCACAAAUGGCGGAAAACAUAUUCACAACGCUAGCCAUGAUUUGUCUGCCAGAGCAUGACGAUCACAAUCAGUGCUCCACGACCAUUAGCAUGAUUUUGAAUAAAACAGCUAUAUUCUACACGUCGGAAUAUAAAAACGUGACUUCGGCCUUUCACGUGAAUAACGUUUUCUUGCGACUGCUCGAGCAAAACCCUGCUGAUACAUGUGGAGUGUUGUCCAAUUUCAUCAAAUCCGUGCUAACAAAUCCGCCUAAAGUGUUCUCGAGACCGGAUGACUAUGCCAUACUGCUGGAUGCAGCUGUACGGUAUGAGCUUGUUAUGUAUCGAAAAUGUAACAUUUCCAUCAUCAGCUACCUUAAACAAAUAGAGGCGCAUGCAGAUGCAAGUACUCGGACAAAUGUUGUUGAAAUGAUAUCGAAGCUGGCAAUGGUCGACUGUAGCGUCGAUUGGGAGUUAUUUAGAUCAGAGAUAUCGAAUGUUCCGCGAGAAAUCGAGUUGAUUAAAUUACUGCACAACAAGCUGCUGGAAAAGAACAACAGGAUAAAGCUGAAGGCAUUUCAAUGUUUGCUAAAAAUCCUCCAAAACGGUAACAAAACAAUGAAGCAAAUAUUUCACGAUGCGUUCUACUCCGCCAAUGCAGAUGAAGAUGAGAAAAACUACCUUCAGAUGAACGAUGUCGAAGAGCUUUUCCGAACAGCUGAGCUCGAGCUAGGCAUUUCCAGAGCAGCACUCAGCUUUGCACAUCAUCCAUCGACCUUUGCAAAUGAGGCAUCAUCAUCCAGUGGUGACAACACGAUAGCUGUUACCAAGUCUUCCACGACGAGUCAAAAGCUGACAUCCGAUGUGGCUGGGAUAGAAACGAUCGACGAGAUUUUAAAAUCGCUCCCGAACACGAUCUACGACGGGAUGCUAUCGCCCACGUUUGCGAUAAGACGCGUUGCACUGCCCUGUUUAGAGUGCAUUUUAGAACUGAACAGAAACCGUAUCGAUGAACCAAUAUUCGAUCACAUUAUUACGAAGCUGGCUAAAGAUCCAGUCAUGCUGAUGCGCCGUACCACGUUGAAUGUGCUCAACAAGCUGAUUACGCUCUAUCCAAACUAUUUACCGCUGAUCAAACUGUGGUCCAAAUGUCUGCUCUUUUUCCUCGACGAUGUUGACCAAAAGUUGAAGGAAUCGGCUAUGGAGAGCCUAAAAACGAAUGUGUUCGAUAAUAUUUGCCGGUACGAAGAUUCAUCUUCUCGCAAAGUGUUUACACCGUGGAUGAUCGUGCGCUCCAUACUGGUGAUAGGGAAAAUAAAUGUUCUCAAAUCGGCCGUUGAUUCUUGGAUACAGAAAUCUAUUUUAACGGCUAAAAACCUUAGCAUCAUAGAGUCACACAUCUUUACAGUGAACUGUAGCGAAGCUUGGAUUAUACUGUCGAUUAUAGCAAACAAAAUGAAAUCGAAAAAUCCGGAUCUGGUCAUAAAAACGAUGAACGAUAUACUGCAACAAGAUACGUACAAUUCUCCAAUAUGUCUGCAGUACAUACUAUCCGUGAUAAAAUCCUGGCUGUCUGACUUUACAAGGCCUGGUUUAAAUCAACUGUUUAAAAUCUUGACCGAUUUACUGCGCACUGGUAGUACAAACAUAUCGCUUGUAACCGACAUAUACAGUCUGUGCUGCAUGAUAAAGAAAAAAGCGGAUGGAGAAAUUGAUGAAACGUGGAUUGCAGGGAUACGUGAUAGCAGCGCGGAAUACUUGUUACACUUUCAUUCGCACUAUGAAAGUGCUUACGUGGCUAACGAACGUUACUUAAUAAGCUUGCUGGUGUACGCGGAAGCGGCAACUGACUUGAACGACAGACCUGAUAUUAACAUACUGAAUAUACUGUUAAAAUAUUUAGCUCACAUUGCUGCCGACGAAAAAUUUCUGUUAGUGCAAAGCAAUCAGACGCGUAAAAUAAACGUUACCAUAAUAGUGCUUGCAAGAUUUGGGCUUCGUGAUGGAUCGCUGGCGUCGACGGUGAUUGCGGACUUUAACAGGAUAUUAAAAUUUAAAACCAUUCAUCAAAGUAUUUUAUGUACGCUUAUAACGGCGUUUGCCGAUCUGUGCAAAAGGCACACAUCUCUCGUGGAUUCAUCGAUCUCAACCGUAAUCGGACAGCUUAGCUCCCCAUACUUGGCUGUGCGGAGUGUUGCGUUGAACAAUCUUAAUGAGCUGAUCUUGCAAGAUUAUGUCAAGAUGCGUGGCACCGUACUGUUGAACAUUCUGAAAUUGAUCAUUGACGAGGAUGACCACAUUGCCGCACAAGCGUUCUACGUUAUACAGCUAUACGUAAAUUCAAAAAAUGAGAAACUACUGAAAGUAUCCCUUCUGGAAUGUGUGUACGUGUUUAACAACUAUUUGAAAUAUGCAGAAAGCGAUAUGUUUCCGGCGUCGGAAAUUGACAAUCAAGAAUGCGAUUUGGCUGGAAGUGAUCCAAAAUCGCUCCAGAAGCGUUGUGCCAUUUAUGAUUUCUUUGUAGAUAAUAUAGACGAUAUGAGCUUGCUGAAGUUACUAAAGAAUGUGAACAAAAUCCAUCAACAACUAUCGAAAGGCCGAUACGUCGAGUGUUCCCAGGGUGUCGGUACACUCAUUGAUUUAAUCUACGUGUUUAAAUGCAUGUGUGGGGUGAGGAGCCGCGAUAAAGCCAAACUGUCCAAAGGUGCAACGAGCAAUGAAGACGAUACGAAUGCCGAUGGAAAUGAAGGACCAUCGGCAAAAAGAUCUCGACUCAAAGCCGCACAAACACAGAGCGAGUCUGAAAUGACAACGAUUGUGGAAAAAAUGAUAGCGGUAUACUACAGCUUUCAGCAGGAAGUUCGCAAAUACGUUGAAAAGCUAGAACCACAGCAAAUGGAACUGGUGGAUAAGCGGUUGGAAGAGCUGGCACUGGCUAUUGCGGGGAACUUUCGUUCGUUGGUAGAAUUUGCAAAACCAAUGAACUUUUGGCGUUCAUUGCUCAAGCUCAUCGAUAGUACAAAAGAUAGUAAGCGAAAACAAAGCAGAAAAUCGUCUGGUAAAACGAAAUCAGACGAGGAAAGUACAGGUGAAAGUGACGAGGAAGAUGAAAUUGGCGACGAUUUACUGGAUUUGGAAGAUGAUUAAGUAUUGCUACGUGCUGGUAAAUAUUGACAA
This is a messenger RNA of Anopheles maculipalpis, 3873 nucleotides long. It is a transcript of the gene Cap-D3, whose product is annotated as condensin-2 complex subunit D3. The transcript has 7 exons. The record is from RefSeq and is a predicted model, not a curated record. Gene Ontology annotation, biological process: mitotic chromosome condensation; meiotic chromosome condensation. Lineage: Eukaryota; Metazoa; Arthropoda; Insecta; Diptera; Culicidae. Gene Ontology annotation, cellular component: condensed chromosome, centromeric region. Gene Ontology annotation, molecular function: histone binding. The coding region runs from base 1 to 3843 and encodes 1280 amino acids.